Messenger RNA from Pyricularia grisea, 4728 nucleotides. RefSeq lists its product as uncharacterized. The transcript has 4 exons. NCBI's taxonomy places the organism in Eukaryota, Fungi, Ascomycota, Sordariomycetes, Magnaporthales, Pyriculariaceae. The coding region runs from base 1 to 4401 and encodes 1466 amino acids. Gene Ontology annotation, molecular function: protein binding. The record is from RefSeq and is a predicted model, not a curated record.
AUGGACUCGUUAUCCUUGCCACCGACAAUCCUCGAAGAGGUGAGGGAUAUUGCGCAGGCAGCUGGGUCGGUACAUCGACUGCUGCAUCAUCAGACGAAGAAGCAUCUGACCGAGCCAUUCCAUCCCGAUCUUCAAGCGCUAACUGGCCUCCUUCUCCGUCUGACUGGCGUGAUUCAUUCCCUAUUACUGCAUUUACAAGUUCUCAGCGAUGAGUCGCCGCAAAGCAAUCCUGCAAGCAACACCAAACUCGCCUGCUUGACCCGCUGUGCAGAUCUACUCAGUGACCUUCAAGAUCAGUGGCAAGAUGAUGAAGCAUCGAGAGAAGCAGACUUCCCUGGAGCGGCUAAUCUGAGACGUUUCCACGAGGAUCUCUUGGCUAUCUUAAUUCGGUUUGACAUAAGUCUUUACUCCACAACUUGGGAAGCAGCGGUUGGAACACUGUGGUGUUCAUUGCCAUCGGAUCAAGCUCCUGUUGAGGAAGACGAUGAGGAAGACGACCAUGCUUUCACGGUCAUAACUAAUCGCGCACCUCCUGAGGCUCAACCCCUGAUUCGGUCAAAUUGGGAAUAUCACCACAGCAACACCAAGUUACAAUGGCUGCUUGAGCAACGCUGCGAAGAAACCGGCGAGUGGCUGUUAGGAAUCGAUGUCGUCAAGCAGUGGCUCAGGGGCCAAUAUCGCUUUGUGUUGCUUUCAGGAUCUGCAGGUUGUGGGAAAACCUUCCUCACCGCCGCCCUGUUGAAGCAGCUCAGCGAGCAGUUCGGGACGCAUACUGUACCGCUCUGUUACUACUUUGCCAACCCUCAUGAAGCAAACGGACUUCGUGACAUCCUGCAGCCUUUGGUACUUCAGAUCCUGACCCAACAUCCAAAGGCAUGGCAAGUCUAUCUAAAUUUUCUUCUCGCCCGCGAGAUUCGUCUCGUCCAAGAACUCCGCCCACAACUCUCAUGCCUCGGAGAUGUGAAGCUGCUGGUUCCCCUGAUCAAGACCCUUCUCGGCCUGUCUAAUAAAGCCUACAUUAUCCUGGAUGGACUUGACGGACUUAUACCCGAGAUUGCUUCCAAGCUACUUGAAAUUCUUCUUGAAUGCAAAGGCCUUCAAAUCCUUGUGCUGAGUCGGCCACUGCCCCAUGAAACAUGGGACCGAAUUUGCCAGCAACUUGAAUCCAAAGCAACAGAAUAUGCCAUCCAUGAGAUAGGCUCGAAUCUUGAUGACAUUAAAGCCUACAUUAAGGAGGCUGCUGCUCAAACUAAAUACAACGCCUCAACUCCUCACAUAACACCAGAGGAGCUGGAGACCUUUGUCUUGAAGUCUAGCAGGAACUCACCAGAUUCCGGGGUGCAUUUUCAGCUGUCAAAAUGCCGCUUAUGGUAUCUUCAAAACAGAGAUCGCCUUGAGAAGCUGCAUUUGGAACUAGAUCAACCAAAACCUCCACAAUACACCCACAUGGAAGACUUUUACAAAGCUGUAGUAGAACUGGCAAAGUCCGACGGCUCAAACUUGCAGCUAGGAACACGCUCUGCUGCUGAUUUUCCUUCGACUGUAGCAGAGCGUUACAAUACAUUCAAGACAGCUCUUGAAUGGCUGCUUGUCAUAACCAAACUAGGAUCAGAAAUGUCCAGCAUGGCAUGCUCAAAGAGAGCAUUCUUUGAAGGGCUGUCUGUAGCACUUUCUCCCGAAGCAAAAUCACUGGAUGAACUCAAAUCAUCUCGUGAACUCGAAAGUCAAUACUGUUGGCUUUUUGACCUCUUUGCUCACGAGAUACAAGUGAAUUUCCCUGCUGAUCAAGUUCGGGGCGACCACGUUGAUACUAUGAAAUCAUACCGUUACUGCAUCCACAAUCGCAGUUUUCUUGAAUUUGCUCAGAGGAACAUCUGCCAUCUCGACUCGAGAAAGGGCGAAUCAUCCCUUGCUAUUGCCUGUCUCCGUUUCCUCAACAUGCCAGAUCAUAGUGUUAAACGCGACAAGCGCCAAGCACAGAUGAGUCGGCUCAAGCACCCUUUCUACGACUUUGCAGCUGCAUGGUGGCCAUUCAUCGGCAGCGGUUUUCUGCGACAGACCAAGUCGUUGGCACUGGAGCUGUUUAAAGAGUACUACAACUUUCUGAAUUGGUUGAAUGCAUAUUCACGAACCCACUGCGGGAACAACGGUCGUGGUAGGCUCCAAGGCCUGUCAUCCGAAGAUCCAACAGGAAACCCAGGCAUCUUUCGAAAACAUGUGCACACUGCUUUGAAUAUAGCAGUAAGCCUUGGUCUCUCGCCACUUCUGGCACCACUUGAUUCGUACAUUCAACAAUGCAGACAGCUCUACCCUAGGUUAUACGCUUCCAAGCAGCAAGCGGGCUCAGAACUGUUACAAAUUGCUCUCGUUGGCCCUCGCGUGUUGAUGACCGACACAGUCAGUUCUAGGGCAUUGGCGACCGUUUCUACUGUGGCUGGACCCACGAGUAUUGACGUGAGAGGUACAAUAGCAUAUGUGCUCAACCGUAACCUUGACCCUGAGGAGGAGGUUCAAAUACCAUUCUUGGGCGCGCAUGCGCUUUUAUUUUGUGCCGAGAUUCAAGACCUGAAACUGCUUAUCAAAAUAGCUGAGAGAUUUUCCGGCAAGACCUAUGGACGUGGUAUCAUAUACACUGAAUCUUUUGCAGACACCCUUGAACGCCUAGAUCCAGGCAGGUUUUUGGACUUUCAAAACGGCGUCUGCCAGUACAUCUUGGACUUUGAUGCUGCUCUCCAUGCCAAAGAACCGAAUUAUCAGUCGGACUAUGAAGAUGACAGCGAUCAAGAAGACACAGAUGAAGAGGAUGACAACAGUGAAAAAGACUACCGCUCAUCGGACCGAUGCACCCCAAAAUAUCUUACGCGGUUAGCGUGGAGGAUCGGUAGAAAAAACAAGCUUGAGUGCAUUCGGAUGGACGUCGACCGCCGAAUCGACUGUGAAGACUGGCAGUUUUUGGCCCUUUGGUCAAGGGCUCAUGAGGGUUAUCGAGUUGACUGGAUCAGACGCCUGUUGCAAGAUCCACGUCGACCCAUUAACAGGUCAAUAACCCACCCGACUGACCUUGACCCAUCCUUUUCAAAGGAACUUGGUCUGCAGACACCCCUUCAUUUGCUUGCCGAGAUCCCCUAUCCAACUCGAGACAUAAUUUGGUGGAUCCAAGCUCUCCUGGACCUUGGGGCCGAUGUCAGUGCUCAAGACGGCAGAGGAAGGACACCUCUGCACCUGGUUGAGUCGCCCGGGGUGCUUGAGAUGCUCUUGCGCUACGGUGCCGACAUCGAUUGUCGCGCCGAGGAUGGCAGAAGUGUGUGGCAUGUUGCUGCGUACAAUCAUGACGUGGUUAUAUUAAGGGCCCUCGCCAAACUAGAUCCCAAUCCCCUAGAAUCCUUGCGUGCCGUUACUACAAUCGGGCGCACACCAUUGGCAGAGGCUGUUUGGAAUUACCACGGCCCCAAGGGUGUAUUUGAAUCCUGCAUGAUAAUACUUGAAAUUUGUUCUCAUGAUGCUUUAUCCUUUGCCAGCGAUGUGCCAAUGAUCCACAUGGCUGCAAGAUGGGUGGAAGAGCCCCUGAUGUUCAAGGAGCUCGACAAAGCCGGAGCUCUGUGCCCCGGUGUCAUCGCAAGUGACGGCAGUACUGCGUACCAUUUUCUCGGUCCCUACGCCAGCCCAGAGUUUGUCAAGACACUGACACAGUCAUACGGCACCGACAACGACUUGCUUGUGAGACUUGACAAGAGAGGAUUGACGGCUUUUGAAUGCUGGAUUGACUUUUUCUGCGAAAAUGCUCGCAGACUAGCAAGUAUUGAUGAUCCCAUUCCUAUCCCGAACAAGAAAACCCGUUCUUGCGUUAUCGAUCUUUUGCUUGUUCCAAGUGUAGUUCAAAGCAAGGGCACAACGGGAUUGACUUUCUGGGAAAGAUUCUGCAGAAAUUCUCUUCACAAACUUUUUAGCCUGAGCAGUCUUCAACAUUUGAGGCAAUUCCCGGUAGCCUACAAUGAAUACGUCGGAGAUAUUCUCAAAGCAAUCUUAGCAUCUGGCGCCAUGGAGUUUUACGAAGAGCACAAAUCAAGGUGCGCACUGUAUGCUUUCGUGGAAAACAUAGUGCCACUGGACGAUUUGUUUGGUGAGGCGCAGCCAAAGUCCAUGGCGACGGACACCCUCUUCCGAUUCAUCGAACUCAUUUUGAGCAAGACAAAGCAUACAGAAGACCUGGAAACAAACCAUGCGAUGGCGGAUAUUCUUUGUAGCGCAGCGAUGCAUGGCUACAGGACUAUGGCCAUGUCCUUGCUUGCACGCGGGGUCGGCGUCGACGCGACCGGACUGCGGGGAGAAAGUCUCCGUGACAAGAUAGGCGAGAGCCAAGUGCCCGAACUCCUGGAAUACUUGAGAGUCUUGCCAUCUUGAAAUGGCCACGUCCAAGUACUGGCACUGGCUCAGUUUCAUGGAUGAUUUUAGCUUGGGGUGGGUAUCGCCUCUGUCGGAGACAAGUCGUUCUGUUAAAAGGUAGAGAUUAGGGACAAGCGGAAGGGGGCUGGGUCUAAGUGAGACUUUGUGUACAUAUAAUGGGGAAGAAUUUUGUUUCGUCAAGUAGACCCCUUUGUGCUGUUGACUUUUCAGGGCUUCACUAUCUAGGGAUCUAGCGACACUCGUCGCCGUGGAAUUGAGAAUGUUUCCACAUUCGCAAGCAAAAAAAAAAAAAAAAAAAAGAUCUCGUGGCUAAAACUAGUGUGG